This is a messenger RNA of Gaeumannomyces tritici R3-111a-1, 774 nucleotides long. RefSeq lists its product as hypothetical. The record is from RefSeq and is a predicted model, not a curated record. Bases 331 to 774 code for a protein of 147 amino acids. NCBI's taxonomy places the organism in Eukaryota, Fungi, Ascomycota, Sordariomycetes, Magnaporthales, Magnaporthaceae. The transcript has a single exon.
GGGUAUUCGGAAGCCCGAGGUCGCCCAGGCGGCGGAGGCGGCGGCAACCAGUCAGGCGGCAACACCGAGUGGCAGAACCCCCAGGCGGCCUCUGUCGGCAAGGACAAGCAGCGAGUGGCAAAAUCCGCAGGCGGCCUCUGUGGGCAGCCAGUCAGGCAGCAGCAGCGAGUGGCAGAGACCACAGGCGGGCUCUGUCGGCAACCGUCAGGCAGCAACACCGAGUGGCAGAACCCGCAGGCGGGCUCUGUCGGCAAGGACAAAUAUUUGAUGAUUCACUCAGAGUUCUCGACCCAGGUACUUGUUUGAUCUUCUGCCUCUUCCAGCUCCGCCAUGACGAGGCGCUUCGGCGCCAGGACGCCCUCAGCUCUUUUGAUGGGCGGCGGCAUGAACCCCAUGGGCAACAUGGCGGGUAUGAACCCAAUGGGCAACAUGGGUGGCAUGGGUGGCAUGGGCGGCAUGGGCGGUCCCAUGGGCGGCAAUAUGGCUGGUGGAAUGGGAGGAAUGGGCAUGAUGGGCGGUGGAAUGGGAGGAAUGGGUAUGAUGGGCGGUAGAAUGGGAGGAAUGGGUAUGAUGGGUGGUGGAAUGAUGGGUGGUGGAAUGAUGGGUGGUGGAAUGGGAGAAAUGGGCAUGAUGGGUGGUGGAAUGGGAGAAAUGGGCAUGAUGGGUGGUGGAAUGCCUGUCAAGUCAAACAACCUCGUCGCCCCUCCAGCAGACUCAGCAGCAGAUCGCGGAUGUUCGAUCUCACCAAGUUCUGCAUCAAUCCCACCCACAUAG